ACACAUCCGGCGAUAAGAACUUGCAGGACCCACUCGCAGGGCUGAUCAAUCAUCUUGCACCACCCACGUCGGCCUUCCCAAGUCCCGUUUGCCGACCGGCAAAAUUGUUGCGACCGACCGGAUGGACCGGAGGAAUCGACGUCACCGGGCAUCUAUCACUGUUUCUGUGCGGUGAGCUUCUCGCACAGUUUGCCCGCGUGACAGCUCCAACACAGCGAGCAUUACGUGUACCCUUACCCCAGCCGACUGCGAGGCUCUAACCUCAAAGAGAUAGCCGGGCUGACGAUGCAACUGGCGCGGAGAGCGGUGGCCCCGGCCGGCCUGUUCACCGUGUUCACCGUUUCCGCCUGCCGGGGUUGCCUCGCCCGACAAUCGCCGCAAUUACCACAAUUACUCCUCCACCAGCGCCGCGCCUUCUCCGGCUCCGCGCCCCGCCAUGCCGCUCCGGAUCGCCCGUCACCGGCCGGCCUCGCCGAGCUCGCCUCGCGCAGGCUGAUCUCCGUCUCGGGCCCGGACGCCGCCAAGUACCUCCAAGGCGUGAUCACGGCGAACCUCUACCCGGGCCCGCCGAGCCCCAGCCCGCGGCUGCGGUCCGACGCCGGCUUCUACGCCGCCUUCCUGACCGCCCAGGGCCGCGUACUGCACGACGUCUUCAUCUACCGCGACGUGCGCAACCCAUCGCACCCGCCCGGCCACAGCUGGCUGCUCGAGGUCGACACCGCCGAGGCCGAGCACCUGGAGAAGCACAUCCGCCGGUACAAGCUGCGCGCCAAGUUCGACGUGCGCGUGCUCGACCCGGCCGAGGCGCGCGUCUACCACGCCUGGGACGACGCCUGGCGAACCGCUCCCUCCGCCCUCGCCUCCAUCGCCAACACCACCACCACCACCAGCAACAGCAGCGCCCCCGCCAACAACAUAAUCACCCUCCCGGACCCGCGCGCCCCCAACCUCGGCAUCCGCCUGCUGCAUCUCAACCCCGCAAGCACCAGCACCAGCACCACCACCAGCACCAGCACCAACCAGGCCGCGCCGCCCCUGCCCCUGGCCGUGCCCCUACCCCCGCCAGUGCCAGAAGCGCUCUACCACCUGCGGCGCUACCUGCACGGCGUGCCGGAGGGCCAGGCGGAGCUGGUGCGCGAGGCGGCGCUGCCGCACGAGGGCAACCUGGACGCGAUGGGCGCCGUCGACUUCCGCAAGGGCUGCUACGUCGGCCAGGAGCUGACCAUCCGCACCGAGCACCGCGGCGUCGUGCGCAAGCGCGUGCUGCCCUGCCUGCUUUACCGGGAGGGGGAGGAUGGCGCGGUGGCGGGGGUGGGGGCAUUGGAGGGGUUGUACCGGCCUACGAUUGGGGGGGGAGGACCGGCGUCGGGGGAGGGGGGAGGAGGAGGAGGAGAAGAAGGGAGGGGAUUGAUCACGGCCGAGAUGGUGCCCGCCGAGGCGAGUAUCGGACGGGUGGGCAAGAAGGGGCGGAGCGCGGGGAAGUGGCUGCGCGGCAUGGGGAAUGUCGGGCUCGCGCUGUGCCGGCUCGAGACCAUGACCGAUAUCGUGCUGCCCGGCGAGACGGGCGGGACGGGGUACAAGGAGGGGGAUGAGUUUGUUGUUACGCUGGGCGGCGGCGCGGAAGGAGAGGGGGCAACCAGCGGGAGCGAGGGGCGCACGGUCAAGAUCAAGGCGUUCGUGCCGGACUGGUUGAGGAGUGCGUUGGCAAGCAAGGAGCAACGCUAGUACCCGCCGGUGGGGGGAAGGAAGGGGUGAAGCUCCAAGGGCGCGAAGCAGGCUGUAUCAUGGCUGUAUAUUAUCGCUGCUUCGAUGUAGGAAUAGAGGUGGUGCACACGCAUCUCAAAGCACCUACACUCUUGCUUGCCGAUCGGAUGUACCUGGGAAGCCUUCCAUGAUGUGCAGGAA
Molecule: messenger RNA, 1905 nt
Organism: Thermothielavioides terrestris NRRL 8126
Lineage: Eukaryota; Fungi; Ascomycota; Sordariomycetes; Sordariales; Chaetomiaceae
Exons: 1
Coding region: 286-1725 (479 amino acids)
Cellular component (GO): mitochondrial matrix
Molecular function (GO): protein binding
Source: RefSeq, a predicted model, not a curated record